UUCAAGGAAAUAUUCCGGCUAGCCAGCAAUUCAGGUCCUCCGUAAAAAAAACAUUGGAAAGUGGACUUGCCAAAGCCGCCUGAGCCAUGAGUAUCCCGGACUACAUGCAGUGCGCCGAGGACCACCAGACUGUCCUGGUGGUGGUGCAGCCCGUGGGCAUCGUGCCUGAGGACCAGUUCUUCCGCAUCUACAAGCGCAUCGCCAGCGUCAGCCAGGUUAGCGUGCGCGACUCGCAGCGGCUCCUGUACAUCCGCUACCGGCACCACUACCCGCCGGAGAACAACGAGUGGGGUGACUUCCAGACGCACCGGAAGGUGGUGGGGCUGAUUGCCGUGACGACGUGCGCCACGGCCAAGGAGUGGCCGCAGACAGCCGACCGCUUCCACGGGCAGAAGGAGGUGUUUGGCGCCACGCUCUACGACUCGCGCCUGCUGGUGUUCGGCCUGCAGGGGGAGAUCGCCGAGCAGACGCGCACCGACGUGGCCUUCUACCCCGGCUUCGACCAGUGCGACGACGUGGAGAAGAGGGUGGAGGACUUUGUGGAGUCCAUCUUCAUCGUGCUGGAGUCCAAGAGGCUGGACCGGGCCACAGACAAGUCCGGGGACAAGAUACCCCUGCUCUGCGUCCCCUUUGAAAAGAAGGACUUCGUGGGGCUGGACACAGACAGCAGGCACUAUAAGAAGCGCUGCCAGGGCCGCAUGCGGAAGCACGUGGGGGACCUGUGCCUGCAGGCAGGCAUGUUGCAGGACGCCCUCGUCCACUACCACAUGGCCGUGGAGCUGCUGCGAUCCGUCAACGACUUCCUGUGGCUCGGGGCUGCUCUGGAGGGGCUGUGCUCGGCCUCGGUGAUUUACCAUUACCCAGGAGGCACGGCGGGCAGGACCGGGGGCCGCAAGCCCAGCAUCGCGCAGGCGGCUGACGCCGGGAAGAGGCACCGUCCAGGGGCACAGGAAGUUCUCAUUGACCCAGGUGCGCUCACCACCAACGGGAUCAGCGCCGACACCAGCAGCGAGAUCGGCCGCGCCAAGAACUGCCUGAGCCCCGAGGACAUCAUCGAGAAGUACAAGGAGGCCAUCUCCUACUACGGCAAGUACAAGAACGCCGGCGUGAUCGAGCUGGAAGCCUGCGUCAAGGCGGUGCGCGUGCUGGCCAUCCAGAAGAGGGCCAUGGAGGCCUCUGAGUUCCUGCAGAACGCCGUCUACAUCAACCUGGGCCAGCUGUCCGAAGAGGAGAAGAUCCAGCGCUACAGCAUCCUGUCCGAGCUCUACGAGCUGAUCGGCUUCCACCGCAAGUCCGCCUUCUUCAAGCGCGUGGCGGCCAUGCAGUGCGUGGCUCCGACCAUCCCCGAGCCCGGCUGGAGAGCCUGUUACAAGCUGCUGCUGGAGACCCUGCCCGGCUACAGCCUGUCCCUGGACCCCAAGGACUUCUGCAAAGGUACCCACCGCGGCUGGGCGGCGGUGCAGAUGCGCCUCCUCCACGAGCUGGUGUACGCCUCGCGCCGCAUGGGCAACCCUGGCCUGUCCGUGCGCCACCUGUCCUUCCUCCUGCAGACCAUGCUGGACUUCCUGUCCGACCAAGAGAAGAAAGAGGUCACCCAGAGCUUGGAAAACUACACCUCCAAGUGUCCCGGAGGCAUGGAGGUCAUCACUCUCCCAGACGGGCUGAAGCUGCCACCUGUCCCCUUCACCAGGCUGCCCAUCGUCAAGUCUGUAAAGCUCCUCAACCUGCCGGUCACGCUGCGACCCCACAAGGUGAAGGGCCUCCUGGGACAGAACAUGAGCACCAAGAGCCCCUUCAUCUACUCGCCCAUCAUCAUGCACAACUGUGGGGAGGAGCGCUGCAAGAAGAUCGACUUCCAGUGGGUGCAGGGUGAUGUGUGUGAGGUCCAGCUGAUGGUGUACAACCCCAUGCCCUUCGAGCUGCGUGUGGAGAACAUGGGCCUCCUGACAUCAGGGGUGGAGUUUGAGUCCCUGCCCGCCGCCCUCUCCCUGCCCGCGGAGUCCGGCCUGUACCCCGUCACCCUGGUGGGCGUGCCGCGCACCGCGGGCAACAUCACAGUCAACGGGUACCACACGUCGGUUUUCGGGGUGACCAGUGACUGCCUGCUGGACAGCCUGCCGGGGGUGAAGACGAGCGGCUGCACUGUGGAGGUGGUGCCGGCCCUGCCACGCCUUCAGCUCAGCACCUCUCUGCCACGGUCUGCCAAUGCCCUGCAGCCCCCCUCAGGGGAAGAGCUGUCCAGCAGUGUGUCUGUGCAGCUCUUCAACGGCGAGACCCAGCAGCUGGUCAUCACGCUGGAGAACAUUGGCACCGAGCUCCUGGAGACCCUGGAGGUCACCUCCAAGACCGUCAACACCAAAGAGAAGCUGUUUGGAGAGUUCCUGAGCUGGGACCUGGACGAGGCUCUCUCCCAGUUCCCCCUGAAACCGGGCCAGGUGGUCACCCUCACGGUCAACAUCAAGGUCAAACUGGACUUCUCCGGGCAGGAGAACCUCCUGCAGGACCUCAACGAUGACGGGAUCAGUGUGACCGGCCUGCCCAUCUCCAGCCCGCUCAGACAGGUCCUCAAACCCCGAGCCGAGUCCAAGCCCGUCAGCGCCGAGUCCGGCAAAGCGGAGUACAACCACGUCAAGACCCUGGAGGCCAUCUUGAACUUCAAGUACUCAGGCGGCGCCGGGCACGUGGAGGGCUACUAUCGCGAGCUGUCGCUGGGCGUGCGUGUGGACGUGGAGCCCUCGGUCCUCUUCACGCGCGUCAGCACCCUCCCCGCCACCAGUACUCGCCAGUGCCACCUACUGUUGGAUGUCUUCAACUCGACUGAGCACGAGCUCACGGUCAGCGCCAAGAACAACCAGGACCUAGUGCUGCACCCCAGCGAGUGCCAGAGAAUGGCCAUCCAGGUGGACAAGUUUGACUUCGACAGCCUCCCGGAGCCGGACGCGGAGCGGGUACGCUUCGCCAACCCCAAACAGCUGGAGGAGGAGCGGCAGCAAGCUCAGGGCUGCGAGAUCAACAGCAAGUUGGGCAUCCGCUGGACAAUCCCGUCGCUGCGACGGCAGGGAGAGGCCAGCGUGGAGGGCGUCCUCAACCAGCUGGUCCUGGAGCACCUGCAGCUGGCGCCUCUGCAGUGGGAUGUGGCGGUGAACGGGAAGCCGUGUGACUGUGACGUCAUCGCGGACUGCAAGGUGGGCGACACAGUGCCCCUAGAGGUCAAGCUGACCAACCGCAGCAAGAAUGCUGUGGGCCCCCUGGCCCUGACCAUCAUCCCCUUCCAGGACUACCAGAACGGGGUCCACAACUAUGACCUGCAAGAUGCCGUCACCUUCAUCGGCUCCAACACCUUCUACAUCGACACUGUCAACCCCACCGAAAACUCUAUCUGUGUCGGUGCUCUCCUUUUCCUCUACACCGGAGACUUCUACCUGAACAUCAAGUUCCAGGAUGACAACCCGGCUCGCGAGCUUCCCCUGGCUUGGUUCUGUCUGCCCAGCGUCCACAUUAAGGCUCUGGACCCUGCCCUUGAAGCUGCGUCCUAAAAUCCUGGGCCUCCGUACCUGUAAAUCCAGUCCUCCUUUUCUAGGGACCACUGUCCCACCCCAGGGGGGAAAAAAAACAAUUUCAUCUGAAAUGAAAGACUACUCUCGUGGCUAGCCCC
Messenger RNA from Megalops cyprinoides (Indo-Pacific tarpon), 3655 nucleotides. It is a transcript of the gene trappc9, whose product is annotated as trafficking protein particle complex 9. The record is from RefSeq and is a predicted model, not a curated record. The transcript is spliced from 23 exons. Lineage: Eukaryota; Metazoa; Chordata; Actinopteri; Elopiformes; Megalopidae. Gene Ontology annotation, cellular component: trans-Golgi network. The coding region runs from base 87 to 3536 and encodes 1149 amino acids.